Molecule: messenger RNA, 4113 nt
Organism: Trachymyrmex cornetzi
Lineage: Eukaryota; Metazoa; Arthropoda; Insecta; Hymenoptera; Formicidae
Product: Krueppel-like factor 17
Exons: 5
Coding region: 1852-3564 (570 amino acids)
Biological process (GO): regulation of transcription by RNA polymerase II
Molecular function (GO): DNA-binding transcription factor activity, RNA polymerase II-specific; RNA polymerase II cis-regulatory region sequence-specific DNA binding
Source: RefSeq, a predicted model, not a curated record
UUGUCAUCGUCGAUUGGAUAAUGAUGAAGCGUGCGCACCACAGCAAUAAAAUUGAUGCGUAUUUUCAUUGGCAUAUAUGAUUUAACGUGGAAUUUGGUGCACGGCAACUCGCGGACCACGCGUAUGAAAGAUUAGGAUUGCAAAAAUGUGAAUAAUCGAUGGAUGAAUUUGAAAAGAAAGUAUUGACGUGAGCGCGCUAGAAAGCAAGCAGUAGGUAUAGUAAGCACCUAUUGUAAAUCCGGGGGUUUACGAGUAGAGAUGACUUGAAUUUUGAACCGAAACUCGUAGUCCAUGUUAAUUAUUUUAAGACCGUUUCAAGUAAUGUUUUGGGAUGCUAAUGCGGCUUUCUGAUUGGUUCAUGACGUGUUGAUACAUAAAGUAUCACAAUUACGAAUAUACCACCACCACCACCAGCAGCAGUGGGACCGAUGUUUCGAGAACGUUUCGUAAAUAUGCGCGCAUUCGAGGCUCGAGAAAGAUGGCAGGACAGUCAUUGUUGGAUCUAGACUUGACUCAAGCGUACUCUAGGAAGCAUCCGCUAGGUGCGUGAGUCGACUGUCGAGUCGAAUCGCUCUGUUCCGUGUAUCCGUGGUCAAGCGUGGCGUGACGGAAGCGGAACUCGGAAGAGUGAGGAAAGGAGGGAUCGACGUAACGGAGUGACGAACGAAUGUGUUUAGAAUAUUUAGAUCGUACGAGAUAAUUUCGGACGCGAAAAGAGAAUUUAGCCAGGGUAAGCGUUGUUUGCGAAUGGGAUAAGGAACAUGAGCUCGCGGGAACGAUCAGCUCGAUCGGCAAGUACGCGCAAGCGCCAAUACGCCACGUUCUAAUUGCCUCAUUAUCAUUCGUACCCUACUCUACAACGUAACCGUCGCCAUAAUUAAUAUUUUAACGGUUGAAAUAUAUUAACAUCAGCAGCGUAGAGAAUCGCGUGUAUCCUCUCGAUCGAAAGAUCGAUCCGAGGGAUUUAGGCGACGGCAAGCGACGCUGGAUGUGGAGUAGGUACGUGGUAUGUAAUGACGAGUGCGUUGAAGCGCGCGUCGUCAUUGUCAUUGUCGUCCAAUCGAAGCGGCGGCGGCGGCGGCGGCGGCGGCGUCGUCGCGCGUGUAGAGCCUGAGCCUGUCCGUUCCGUCCAACAACUUUCCGGACGAGUGAUGCUCGGUGGCAUCGUUCACUCGUAACAUGCUCUCCGGCUGGCGACUCCGAACUCACACUCCGAGUCGUUUACUGAUGGCGUCAGGCGGCUAUAUGUACCGUUAGUUUGACUCUAUUCCCGUUGGUCGGCUCGAGCGACAUCCGUGCUCACCGCUCACGUACCUACCUACCGACCGAGGAGGGCUGAGCCAUAUUCGAUCGCGGUUGGUCGUCGUAAACCCGGAAACGAAGCGUGUGCGCGUCUCCGUUCAGCGAGAGCGCCGAGAGCUCGUUGUGCGUUAGAGAGAGAGAGAGAGAGUAGUAGUAGUAGUAGUAGUAGAGUGUGCGAGUGCGAAUUUAUCGCGGAGUCACUCUCGAGCUCUCCUCGAACUUCCGUUAGAGACGUGCGCGCGUCCAUCCUGACGUCUCUCUACGCAUAUGUAUGACGUGUGCAACGCAGCGACAGCCGCGGCGAUACGUCGGUCGGCGUGUUCACGUUGAAAUGAGAAAGUUGUUGCCGCUGCGCUGAGGAUUGGGAACGACGACGCACGCGAACCAGCCAGACGGACAAUUCCCGUACUAAGCGGACGUACGAAGACCGAAGGCAGCGACAGUAACAGCGGUACAUUGAGCCGAGUGUGCACGGAGAGUCGUUUGGUCGUUGGUCGUCUACCUGCCUGUACUUACGAUUUACAGGUGUAAUCGUCGAAAAUUCGAAAAAUGAAUUUCACGCCUUUCCCUGGAUUUACUGGCUCGUUGCCGACCGGCACUGUUCAUCAAUUCGCCACAGCGAAAUUCGCGCAGAAUCUUACCACUGGAGGACAGGUGGUCGGAGUUUUAUCCGGUGGUGAAGGUGGAGUUCAUUAUUUGAGACCAGUCGAUCCAAAUGGCUUUGCUGUGGCUCAGAGCGGUAAUAGUCAACAACAACAAAUUAUUACUUUGCCUAUCACUGUUCCGGGAAAGGAUGGUACGCAGCAACAGCAGACUGUCCAAAUACAAGUGGUCAAUCCUAGCGUGUCUCAAAGCGGAAAUAGCGGCGAUCAGCCAAAGUAUCACUUGGCACCGAUAUCCCUGAGUCAGUUUCCACAGGGAGCAGCUACCGUUCUCACUGUUGCCUACAGUCAGCAAGGCGCGGAUGGUGUUCAAAUUCAAGUACAACCGCAAAACACCGUAGCGACUACGCAAACGUCUGAUCAAACGACACAAAGUACGUCUACCGCUGUGACCACUACUUCUCAACAGACUAUUCAACAGACGGUACAACUUCCGGGAGCACCCGAAGGUUUGACUGUAGUUGCCCAGAUUCCUCAAGACUUGAUUCUACGAGAGAGCAUAGAGGAGUCCAAGGAGGAUGUUAAGGAGGGUACGACACCCGUGGCUCUUAUUAAACGAGGCAGUGUCAAGAGUCAAGGUAAUCAGAGUGGAGAAGAAUUCAUUACUUCUAUGCCUGCUAGUUGGCAGAGUCUCGCUACUCCAGGAUCCACGGUCGCAGAUUAUCUCUCCAGACUGCCAACAAGUACUUUGCCUCUUAGUUUGCAACAUUUUCUCAAGUUUUCGGCGGAAACUAUUAAAAGGGAAGCUACCAUUGAAUCCAGUCCGCUCGGACCGGAUGGUCUCGACGCUUCCGGAAGUACAGCGUCGGGAGAGCAAGCUGUGCAGAUUACAGUCGCCGGAGGAGAAACGGCCAUCAUUCCCGACGUUGUCGAAGAACAGGAGCCAGGAGCGAAACCGAAGCGGAAAAAAAAAUACAAAAAGAAACCACCGAAACCGAAGAAACCAAAGCCAGGACAAGUGAGCAUAGUCACUGCUCUCGAUGGCACGACCCUAUUUUGCUGCCCUCAAUGUAAUAUGGCGUAUCCGGAGAAGGAAAGUUUGGAACAGCAUUUGAUUGGACAUAAAAUAGAGAGGAGAUUUAUAUGCGACAUUUGCGGCGCUGGUCUUAAACGAAAGGAACAUUUGGAGCGGCACAAAUUAGGCCAUAAUCCUGAUAGGCCUUUCAUUUGUUCCGUUUGCAUGAAGGGCUUUAAACGAAAAGAGCACUUGAAUCUUCAUUUUGUUAUACAUUCUGGGCAAAAGACCGAAGUUUGCACCGAAUGCGGCAAAGCAUUCUAUCGGAAAGACCACCUUAGAAAGCACGCGAGAUCUCACCUUACUAAGCGUGCCAAGGAGGAUCCAUUGAAUACGACGAACGAUACGACGCAGAAUCAACAACAGGCGGACCAACAACAAGUGGAACAAAUACAACAACAGUCGUCGGUGCCCGAAUUGCAGCAAAUUCAGAUUCAAGUAGGACAAGGAUCCCAAGCGCAGAUUCAUCAGAUAUCGGUUAAUGAACAGUCUACCGUAGUUUUGCCUACAGCGGCUGAAACUGGAGCUAUGACGAUGCUUCAGCCACAACAGCAGCAGCAGCAGCAGCAGCAGCAACAGCAUUAGCAACAGCAUACCGCCCCAAAUCAACUUGGGCGGUUCUUUCGUUUCAAUCAUCAGCACGCUAGAUGUCGUACACGACAUAGCGUACUCGCUGAUUGAGUUUUGCAAAUUCGAUAGGAAAAUUCAUAUUAUCGGACGAAAGUUUCGUUGGCUAGUUGAUUACUGAUUACUUCAUUGUAGUCUCUUUCAAAGGCAUUUGAAACACCUCCAUUUCUUUAAGAUGUACGUCCUUGGUCCAUCGACACAAAGCCAGUUUGUUAGGAUUGAAAUGUUCGCGCCAUCGGUUUGAAUCACCUUUAAUCACGGCACAAGCUCGUGUUUAUAAUAAUUAUUAUCUUGUAAAACGUGUCGAGCUGAAGUGACAAAAUGCGUAUACACGAAUUCCUCUUUUACGUACACGUUGUAGCGUACGUGAAAAGAAGCGACGAAGUUGCCGCUCGCCUCAAAUAAGAUUGUUUUUGUCGCUAAUCCAGUUCCAUGACGCAAGUUAGAAAUAAAUAUGAAGUUUAUAUAUAUAUAUAUAUAUAUAGAUACACACACGCGCACACAAAC